This is a messenger RNA of Toxotes jaculatrix (banded archerfish), 3468 nucleotides long. It is a transcript of the gene frmpd2, whose product is annotated as FERM and PDZ domain containing 2. The coding region runs from base 13 to 3468 and encodes 1151 amino acids. Gene Ontology annotation, cellular component: cytoskeleton. Gene Ontology annotation, molecular function: protein binding. The record is from RefSeq and is a predicted model, not a curated record. The transcript has 28 exons. Lineage: Eukaryota; Metazoa; Chordata; Actinopteri; Toxotidae.
GAUGAAAUAAGGAUGGGUACGUUCGUGACCCUGGCAGAAGUGUUGGAGGCCCGGGGUUCACCGCUGGAUGAGGAUGAAGUCUGGUGUCUGCUACUCGCCGCCACUGAGGCCUUACUGGACAUCUCCAAAAAAGGUUCAGGCAGUAUGUGCAGUGUGCUAAGCCCCGGCUCGGUGCUCCUGUCAGCCAAUGGGAGUCUGGCCUUCAAAAGCUGUGCUCGAAAUGAAGACGUGGCCUCCUUCACGGCUCCUGAGGUCCAGCAGACUCACGCCGCCUCCACCAGGACUCCACCUGAAAAGAUGGUUGUGUACUCACUGGGGAUGACUCUUUACUGGUGUGUUGAUUAUCAUCUACCUCAAAAUCAGCCGGUCCGGCUGAGUGCGGAGCUUGAAGGUUUGCUGCUUAGUAUGUGUGAGGACAUGGUGGUGAGAAGGACCGACCUCCUGACGGUGCUGGAGACCUGUGAGCUUCACCACAAGGCCGCAAUGCUGCCUCCUGCCGAACGCCUCGUAAGACAGCUGGUUGAAGAUGUCUACAGAAACUCAGUUGAUCAUGUGUCCAUGGCUGAAAAUGGAUCCCAGCUAACAGACCGCAGUCAAAUGGUCAGGGACAGAUUACACAGGGGCUCUUUUAGUAACUCUCCAUGGGCAACGAAGAAGAAGAUUUCUGGAACAUUCUCAGGAACAUCUUAUCCAUCUGAGCCCUCAGGGAUUCCCUCGGGAGGUCGACACAGAGAGAGUUACGGCAGCUGGCAGCAGCUGAGCCGCAGCCCCUGCAGUCCCUACGUGGAUGGUAAUCGAAAUGCCAACUCCAGAGCCCUCCCACAGUUUGACUCCUCUAUGAGUCUGAAUGACAAGAAGGUCAAGGACAUGGGCCCUGAGUUUAUUAGAGUACUAGAUGAGCCGCUGGUUGUCUUGGAGCUGCCUGGAUCCAUUGUGUCAAAGAAAGGCAAAUCUCCAACCACCCAGAGAGAGCUGAGCGUGGUGAUGCCAAACGGUCAGAGCAUCCUCGUGAAGUGUGAGGUGAAAUCCAGAGGAGGAGACGUCUUUGACAUGAUCGUAGCUCACUCCAACCUGAUGGAACAUUUCUACUUUGGCCUUGCUUACAUUGAUGAUAACGAGUUUUUCUUUGUGGACAACGACACCAAGAUUUCCAAAGUUGCUCCAGAUACCUGGAAGAAAGUGCCUACAGCCACCUUUGUUCUUUUCUUCAGAAUCAAAUUCUUUGUCAAUGACGUUUCUCUUCUUUUGCACAAACAGACGCGCCACCAGUAUUACCUCCAGCUCAGGAGAGACCUUUUGGAGGACAGGGUGUCCUGCCAUGAGGAGACUGCUCUGUACCUCGGAGCUCUGGCCCUGCAGACGGAGUAUGGAGACUGCAUGCCUGAGGUGUAUGGUAGAAACUACUUCCGCCCUGACCAGUAUGUCUCCAAGAGUGUGAUGGAGAGACGUGCCUUGCCUUACAUUCAGGGGGAGCUGCUGCGACUUCACACCAACAACGCUCAGAUGCUCACCGACGAAUCGGAGCUCGAGUUCCUCAAGGUGUGUCAGCAGUUGCCUGAAUACGGUGUGUUGUUCCACCGUGUGACGCGUGAGAAAAAGCCUUUAGAAGGAGAGAUUAUCCUCGGGGUUUGUGCCAAAGGAAUCAUUGUCUAUGAGGUUAAAGACAGCUGCAGAUCCACCAGUCAGAGUUUCUACUGGAGGGAGACAGCAACCAUCUCCUCUAACAGGCGAAAAUUUGUAGUAGAGAGCCGUGGCAGCAACAAGAAGUACACCUUCAUCACAGAAAGGUCGAAGAUAGCCAAAUACCUGUGUAACCUGUGUUCAGCCCAGCACAAGUUCAACAACGAGAUGAACUCUCGUCAGCUCAGCCACAACUUCGUCUCAGAGACGAACAUUGUGCAGUAUGCCGCGGUGUGUCGUGCUCAGAGCAGCCGGCUCAAGUCCUUCUCGUGCUCGGAGACACCGCAGGACGAAAGUGGUCUGACCACGCCUCAGGAUGAGUCCCUUAGCAAACUGUGUGACGACGUCGCAGCCAGGAUCGAAGCCCGCAUGAAACAGCAGCGCCAGAGCCUCAAUGAGCAGAGUACCUGUUCCAGCAGUCAGCGCAGCAGCACUGGUUUGCGUUCCCCUGCGUUCUCUCAGAGGAGCGGAUCUGAAGCACCCUCUUGUUCUCCAGCAGCUAGAGAAACCCCGACUAAAAUGGGGUCGUCGUCAGAGAGAGAAGUCAUAUGUGUUUCCUUAAAGAAAGACCCAAAGCUUGGCCUCGGUAUAGUGAUAGUGGGAGAGGACACUGUGGGCCGUUAUGACUUGGGCAUCUUUGUUGCCUCCAUUGUGCCUGGUGGACCAGCCGAUAAGGAUGGACGUAUCAGACCAGGUGGUCGUCUGAUCUCUCUGAACCACAUCAGCCUGGAGGGCAUCACCUUCAGCGAGGCAGCAGAGGUCAUGCAGAGCAGCCCCGAGGAGGUGCAGCUCAUUAUCUCACAGCCAAAAGUCUCCCACAGCCCCUGCAGCGUUCGCUCUCCUGUGUUGAGGAAUUACGAAUCCCAGACCACGCUGAUGGCAGACGGCCGAUCAGGAGACGACAGCCUGGAAGAAAUUGUUUCCGUCAUGAUGACGCCAAAGACCGGCAACAGGCUGCACGUCCCCUGUGAAGUCCGAGCCCCAGUUCCACAGGACGGCUGUUCUCUGUCUCCCUCUCUGAACUGUGUGAGGCCGGAGGAGAUCACUGUGGAGCUCAGGAAGAUAGCAGGAAGUCUGGGCAUCAGCAUCUCUGGUGGCGUCAACACUAACCUUCCUAAUGGAGGAAUCUACAUCAAGAGCCUCGUUCCAGGCGGGGCUGCUGAGAGAGACGGACGUAUACACACAGGUGACAGACUGUUAGAGGUAGAUGGGAUUAGCUUCCAGGGCUUCACCUACCAGCAGGCAGUGGAGUGUCUGAGUAAAACUGGAGAGGUUGUAACCUUUGUUGUGGAGAGGGAGUUGAUGAACCUGCCCAGGGUUUCUCUCAGUGUAGACACCAGCGGCAGUGUGUCUAAUCAGAGCCCCAGUCCAGCUACCAACCAGCUGAGACUCAACAGCUGCUCAUCCGUCAGCACCCCUCCAAACACGAUCACUGACCGGCCCAGGGAAUACAGCUUUGUCACUGAUGAAAAUACACAGGAGGUGACCCUGACCAAGAGUGCCAACGGCCUAGGCUUCAGCUUCCUAAUGUGCGAGCUGGAUCCUCCCACCCGGGACUUUGGCAGCCUGGUCCGAAUAAAGCAGCUUUUCCCCGGUCAACCGGCUCAGCAGAGCGGCAUGAUCCAGGAGGGAGAUGUCCUGUUGGCCAUCAACGGCCAGUCGCUCAAGGAGCUGUCCUAUCCAAAAGUGCUAAAGCUGUUCAAGACUUCGCCGCCUGAAGUUCGACUGACUCUCUAUCGGCCUGCUCCUGGGAUCCUUCCUUCCAUCGAUCAGUUCACUGGCACAUGA